Molecule: messenger RNA, 5442 nt
Organism: Camelus dromedarius (Arabian camel)
Lineage: Eukaryota; Metazoa; Chordata; Mammalia; Artiodactyla; Camelidae
Gene: RGS12
Product: regulator of G protein signaling 12
Exons: 17
Coding region: 176-4234 (1352 amino acids)
Biological process (GO): signal transduction; regulation of G protein-coupled receptor signaling pathway
Cellular component (GO): cytoplasm; nucleus; plasma membrane
Molecular function (GO): GTPase activator activity; protein binding
Source: RefSeq, a predicted model, not a curated record
CCUCGGUCCCGGGCGACGGCGGCGGCGACCGUUGGGCGCGAGGGCGGAGCGGAUCGCGGCCGGAGAGCGAGCGGCCGGGCGUUAUUGCACGGAAAUAUGAUAGCGUCACGCAUUCCCCGCCCCACGGACCUGCUGGAAUAAUGAGCUGUGCUCCUGGUUGGGGAAGCACGCCGGGAUGUACAGAGCCGGGGACCCCGGGGAGCGUGCGCUGCUCGGGACAGCGCCCCCUCGCGUCAGGACCGUGGAGGUCGCCAGAGGGAGGGCGGGGUAUGGAUUCACGCUCUCCGGCCAGGCGCCCUGUGUGCUCAGCUGUGUCAUGAGAGGGAGCCCUGCUGAUUUCGUGGGCCUCCGUGCCGGCGAUCAGAUAUUUGCUGUCAACGAGAUCAAUGUGAAGAAAGCGUCCCACGAAGACGUCGUGAAGUUAAUCGGGAAGUGUUCGGGGGUCCUGCACAUGGUGAUUGGUGAAGGCAUCGGCCACCUGGAGUCCUGCUCCAGCGAUGAGGAGGUGGGGUUUUAUGAAGGAAAAGGCUGGCUGAAGCCCAAACUUGAUUCUAAGGCCUUAGGUAUAAACAGGGCAGAGAGAGUCGUUGAAGAGGUGCAGUCGGGAGGGAUUUUCAAUAUGAUCUUUGAAAGCCCGGGCCUUCGUGCCAGCAGUUCCGAGCCUCUGAAACUGAAACAAUGGUCCCUUUCGGAGUCAGCCACUGGGCAAUUUGACCUUGAGCAUGAAAGUAUAAAUGAUCCGAAUCCCAACCUGCUUUCUAAGGAGGAGACAGCGAAAGUGGUGCAUGCCGAUUCUGUUUUUGGUGUGGGACUGGAGAGCCACGAGGACUUUGGGGUGGACGCCAGCGUUCUGAACGUGGCCAUGGUAGUGGGCUACCUGGGCUCCAUCGAGCUCCCAUCCAGCGGCUGCAGCCUGGAGUCGGACAGUGUGCAGGCCAUCCGGGGCUGCCUGCGGCGCCUGCGGGCCGAGCAGAGGAUCCAUUCUCUGGUGACCAUGAAGGUCAUGCAUGACUGUGUCCAGCUCUGCACCGACAAGGCUGCCGUCCUGGCCCGGUACCCGGCCGAGAGGCUGGCGUUCAGUGCCGUGUGCCCGGAUGACCGGAGGUUUUUCGGACUGGUGACUGUGCAAACGGGCGAUGAUGGGAGCCUGGCGCAGGAGGAGGAUGGCGCUCUGCGGACAUCCUGCCACGUGUUCAUGGUGGACCCGGACCUGUUCAGUCACAAGAUCCACCAGGGCAUCGCCCGGCGCUUCGGGUUUGAGUGCACGGCUGACCCUGACACCAAUGGCUGCCUGGAGUUCCCCGCGUCCUCUCUCCCCGUCCUCCAGUUCAUCUCCGUGCUGUACAGGGACAUGGGCGAGCUGAUCGAGGGGGUGCGGGCCCGGGCCUUUGUGGAUGGGGACGCGGACGCCCACCAGAACACCAGCACCAGCAGCAACAGCGACAGUGGCAUCGGCAACUUCCAGCACGAGGAGAGGAGCAGCCGGGUGCUGGUGGUGGACCUGGGUGCCGGCUCCAGCAGGCACGGCCCCAGCAGCAGCGCCUGGGAGGGCAUGGGCACCAGGGGCUCCCAGCCCUGGGGCGCCUCCUGGAAUGGGGCCUUCUGCCACGACCCUGAAGUGGGGCCCCCGUUUGAGGCCGCUCCGCAGGCUGACAGGUGCCGGGACUUUGGGAAGCACCUCGGGCCCACAUCUCAUGGGGAGGUGCCCCCCGCCUCCUUGCGGUGUUCGGUCCCCCCUUCCAAGAGGGGCGCCGGGGGCCCUGGCAGCGGUUUCAGCCAGCGGUGGCUCCCAGUCCAUGUGCUGCAGGAGUGGCAGUGCGGCCACGCCAGCGACCAGGAGUCUUACACGGACUCCACGGACGGGUGGUCCAGCAUCAACUGCGGCACGCUGCCCCCUCCCAUGAGCAAGAUUCCGGCCGACCGCUACAGGGUGGAGGGCAGCCCCGCGCAGCCCCCGCCCAGCACCCAGAAGAGGGACUGGGCCAGGAAGGCGCUCGGGAUGCAGAACAUUUUCGGUCACCACCGACACGUCAGAAAGACUAAGGAAGACACGAAGGGCUCAAAGUUUGGGCGGGGCCUUGGGCUGGCCCUGCCACCUCAGCGCGCCUCUGCUCGGAGAUCUUUCGGGAGGGCCAGGAGGCUGAGCAUCACCCGCUCCCUUGAUGAUCUCGAGUCUGCAACUGUGUCUGAUGGUGAGCUGAGCGGCGCCGACCUGAAGGACUGUGUGAGCAACCACAGCCUGAGCAGCAAUGCCAGCCUCCCCAGCGUGCAGAGCUGCCGGCGCCUGCGCGAGCGGAGGGUUGCCAGCUGGGCCGUGUCCUUCGAGCGUCUUCUGCAGGACCCACUGGGCGUGCGAUACUUCUCCGAUUUUCUAAGGAAAGAGUUCAGUGAAGAAAACAUUUUAUUCUGGCAGGCCUGCGAGUAUUUUAGUCAUGUUCCUGCCCACGACAGAAAAGAGCUCUCCUACAGGGCCCGUGAGAUCUUCAGUAAGUUUCUGAGCAGCAAAGCGACCACUCCGGUCAACAUCGACAGCCAGGCCCAGCUGGCGGACGACAUCCUCCGUGCCCCCCACCCCGACAUGUUCAAGGAGCAGCAGCUUCAGAUCUUCAACCUGAUGAAGUUCGACAGCUACACGCGCUUCCUGAAGUCCCAGCUGUACCAAGAGUGCAUCCUGGCCGAGGUGGAGGGCCGCUCGCUGCCCGACGCACAGCAGGUCCCCAGCAGCCCUGCCUCCAAGCACAGCGUCGGCUCGGACCAUUCAAACGUGUCCACGCCAAAGAAGCUGAGUGGAAAAUCAAAAUCAGGACGCUCCCUGAAUGAGGAGCUGGGGGACGAGGACAGUGAGAAGAAGCGGAAAGGCGCGUUUUUCUCUUGGUCCAGGACCAGGAGCACUGGGCGCUCCCAGAAGAAGAAGGACCACAGCGACCGUCCAAACGACCCCCUGCACGCCAAUGGAGGCCUGGGCCGCAGGGAGUCACAGGGCUCCGUGUCCUCUGCCGGGAGCCUGGACCUGCCAGAGGCCUGCAGGACCCUGGGGCCCGAGAGGGACAAGGCCACCAAGCACUGCAGCAUCCAGCUGCCCGAUGGGACGUCUUGCAUGGUGCCCAUCAGGGCAGGGCUCUCCAUCAAAGAGGUCCUGUCCGGGCUCUGCGAGCGACAGGGAAUCAACGGGGCCGCUGUGGACCUCUUCCUGGUGGGCGGAGACAAGCCUCUGGUGCUGCAUCAGGACAGCAGUAUCUUGGAGUCCAGGGACCUGCGCCUAGAAAAACGCACUUUAUUUCGGCUGGAUCUGGUGCCGAUUAACCGGUCCGUGGGACUCAAGGCCAAGCCCAGCAAGCCCGUCACGGAGGUGCUGAGGCCCGUGGCAGCCAAGUACGGUCUGCGCCUGAGCGAGCUGGUGGCCCGGCUGAAUGGAGAGAAGGAGCCCCUGGACCUGGGAGCCCCCAUCUCAAGUCUGGACGGACAGCGGGUCAUCUUGGAGGAGAAGGACCCCUCCCGAGGGAAAGUGUCCACAGAUAAACAGAAAAGUGCGCCAGCCAAACAGAGCACAUCCGUCAGCACCAGUUCCAGAAGCCAGUCGGCUACGGGAGAGGAGAGAACACUAGGCAAGUCUAAUUCUAUUAAAAUAAAAGGAGAAAAUGGGAAGAAUGCUAGGGAUCCCCGGCUUUCAAAGAGAGAAGAAUCUAUUGCAAAGAUUGGGAAAAAAAAAUUUCAGAAAAUUAAUUUGGACGAAGCAGAGGAGUUUUUUGAGCUCAUUUCCAAAGCUCAGAGCAACAGAGCAGACGACCAGCGCGGGCUGCUGAGGAAGGAGGACCUGGUGCUGCCCGAGUUCCUGCGUCUGCCCCCCAGCCCUACGGAGCUCACCCCAUCCUUGGCCUCCGCCAAGGCCUUCGGCCAGAGACCCACAACAGGCCACGGCAAGGAGAGGGCUCCCAGGCCCCGAGAGCCGCAGGGGCCCGCCUGGGACUGCCGAGAAAGCCCGGCCACCAGCCCUGGCUCGGCGGACAGCGCGCCCUUCUGUGCCCCCGGGACCCCCAGCCCCCCGGCGCAGGAAGCAGAGGCCAGGGACGUCCAGACCGUGGAGGGCGAGCAUGUGGCUGACCUGACGCUCACGGGGGAGGGAGACAUCAACAGCCCCAACAGCACCUUCCUGCCACCACCCCCUGCCCCGCGGAACUCGGCGGGGCCUCCGAGACCAGGUACCUCCCAGUGUGACACCCCUGAGCCCCUGUGACUCCGCUGCUCCCUGCCCGCCUGGUGUCACCCACCCCGUGUUGUCCACCCUGUGUUGUCCACCCAGUUUCCAAUAAAAAAGAAACAGCUGUGGUAAGUUAGCCCUUGGCCCCAAAAGCUCUCGGGAGGCUUCACGUGGCCUCUUCCCCGGUUACUGUUUGUCGUGGCUGCAUCUGCCUUUUCUGAAGGGACUCGGCAGCUGCUGAGGUUCGAGUGUGGGCGGGGUGGGCGCUGAGGGGCCCGGAGGGGGCAUCCCACCGUGGGGCGGGGCUCGAGGCGGCGCCCACAGCGGGCACAGUGGCACUGUCUCUGCUGCCCCCUCCUCAGUCCUGGGCCCGGGAGCACCAGCAAGCGAGGCCCUGGGAACUUCUGCGCGCGCGCGCCGCUUUAAGUUCCCGAUGGCUGCUGGCGCUUCCGGCGUUUUGAUCUCAAGCCUGAAAGAGUGUUUGUCUGGAGCAAGAGCGUGAAGCCCCACGUGAAUGGCAGCGCGAGGACUGGCCUACGGUCCGUCCACAGGGAGGGCUGGCCGCCCUCCGCCUGCCGGUCAGACAGCAUGCGUGCCCAGGCACCGGGGCCCCAUGGGGUUCCCUGACCCGGCCAGUCACAGGUGUCCCUCCAGGUGGAAGCGGGAACUUAGCGUGAGAAGGCAGGCAGCACGGCUGGCGGCGGAGCCAUUCCCCAGAAGCACGAGUGUUGGCAGGUGAAGCGGGGCCCCGGCCUCCUGGAAGGGGCUUGAGGCCACCGCCGGUGUCCCCGCGUCCCUGGUCCCGCGAUGUAGGCGAGGAGCCUUGUCCACGUGCGUGUCCACAGGGCCCUGGAGGCUGCCGGUGUCCCCGGCGUGCCCCGUGAUGCGCGGACGCUCUAGGUCAUGAACCGCUGUUGGGGGUGGCGGGAAGGCCCCGGUCAGGAUGCCGCCGGCACUCAGAGUCCUGCCCCAGGGCUAGGUCUUGUCAGACCUGCAGCUGCGUCUCCGUGGGGACCCAAGGCGGUGCUGGUCCCCGCACGGUCGUACGCACGUGCGCAGUGCCGCGUGGGGCGGGUGCCUUCCCGGUGGGAUGGCGCGCGGAUGCGGAGUCCCGCGCGCGUCGCCCCGCACGGCCUGCGCCGCAGCCUGGCUGUCUUGUCCUGCUCUUCUUUGUAGACGCCUGUGUGUAGUUUUCACCUGUGUUUGAACUCUGUUCUUCCCGGAGAAAUAAACUCUAGAUCUCA